Messenger RNA from Cuscuta campestris, 1134 nucleotides. NCBI's taxonomy places the organism in Eukaryota, Viridiplantae, Streptophyta, Magnoliopsida, Solanales, Convolvulaceae. The record is from the annotation of a GenBank genome assembly.
AUAGGCCAAGACAUGUACUGUUCAAUCAAAGACUAAAAUGGAUAUUCUCAAUCCAAUCAACCCUGCAAAAUGACAAACAUCCCUUUCACUGUGUGCCUCGUGAUGGAUGAUGGAUGAGCGGCGGGGUGUCCCCUUGACCUCUGACGUGGUUCACCAUGCCUAAGAGACUGAACCAAUGUUAGCCAAGGUUAUAAAACCUGAAAGGGUUCAUCCGGAACCCACCAAAGAUCUUGAGGACGCCUGCGAGAAACUUCUCAAGGGUGAUCCUGUGACCGGGAAACCUUAUGCCUAUGGAGGCUGGGUAUUCCGGCUAUCUAAUCCGGAUGGGGGUGAAUCUGCGACCCAUGACGCAGAAGAUGACCGGGCAAACUCCCCGGAUGGUCAUGCUGAGGCCAAUUCUCCUCACAUGAACUUUAACAGGAUGACCACCAUCAUCGAGGAUGACGACGAUGAUGUCCAAGUCCUCCACUCCCACCGGUCUCCUAAUCGCAACUCUCCCUCCCCUCCUCAAAACCUUGGAGUUGAAGGGGCCUCAACUGCUCGGUGCUCUUUAUUUGAUGAUCUCAUUCGAGAUAAGCAGGUGAAGUCACCCUCAGCCCUCCAUUUCUCCGAAGGCGACCGGGUUGAAUCCAAGUCCAAGGAGGCCAGCCAUUCUUCUUCCCGUGCUAAGGGCCAUAAAAGGAAAGGGUCCCAAAAGAGCUCCAAGGGAGACAAGAAGAAGAAGGUCAGGUUAUCAGAUACGGAGGGGGAGUCCAUCGAAGAAGCCUUCCUAUCCCUGGCCAAAAAACUCAGCAAGGCCGGGGUCAUUUCAGAAGAGAUUGGCCAAAGCGUUGUUAUCGAGCCUGGGAACAUUGUUGUCGUCGGCGUAGGAGUUGGGGUUGACAUGAUUGGGAUCAUGCCAAUUGAUCCUACAGUAGUGAUCGGAGCAAAGGUCGUCCCCAUGCUCGACAUCAUCAAUGGGAUGGCAGGAGUGCUUUCACUCGCAGCCUGGCUUGACACAGCGUUGUAGUUGCUCGAAGACAUGAUUGUGGAUAUUUAGUGGGGGUAAAGUUUUGACCUGGUUGAAAAAAAUUUAAAAAUCGGUCCCACGGUCGGCGCCAAAAAUGAUGGUGUAAAUAUAGCUGGGUGGGUUAA